AUGGCGGCUCCACACGAGCACGAGUCAAACAGCACAGCGACUACCGAUAUAAUUUCCAACGAGUCAGAAAAGGUGCAGACAGCGGCGCAGGAAAUAGACGCUGACAGCGAGAAGCCCCUUCCGACGGAGGAAGAAAACGCAACCCUACGCAAGGUCGCCGAUAAUCUACCAUGGGUAUCAUUCUCGCUUUGUCUCGUUGAGUUUGCAGAGCGUGCGUCCUACUAUGGAGCUAAAACCGUGUAUGCCAACUUCAUUGAGUAUCCGCUUCCAGAAGGUGCUAAAGGCUAUCUUCUAGGGGGCAAUGGUGCUGGCGCUCCUCCACGUGGCACCCAGAAAACUGCAGGUGCACUUGGAAUGGGACUACAAGCCAGCAGUGGUUUAACUCUGCUAUUUGUUUUCUUGGCCUAUGUGAUCCCCAUCUUCGGUGGAUGGUGGGCCGAUGUCUACGUUGGACGCUACAAAGCCAUCUUUGUCGGGGUCGUGCUGUGUGGUAUAGCUCAUAUCAUUCAAUUGGUUGGUGUUAUCCCAUCUGUGCUACAGAAAGGACAGUCGCACGCUGCUCCGCCAUUCAUUCUUGGUCUUUUGAUUCUCGCAUUCGGAGCCGGUAUAUUCAAGCCGAAUGUAUCCCCUCUCAUCUUGGAUCAAAACAAAAACAAGAAGCCUUUUGUACGGACUUUGAAGUCUGGAGAAAGGGUAAUCGUUGACCCCGAAGCAACUACAAACAGGAUUAUGCUUUUGUUCUACGGGUUCGUGAAUAUCGGUGCUUUCUACAUGCUCGCCACAACAUAUGCAGAGAAAUACGUUGGAUACUGGUUGUCCUUCUUAUUAUCUGCCAUUAUCUACUUUUUACUGCCAAUUCUACUGUUGGUGGUCUAUAAGAGAUUACACAAGGAGCCUCCCAGUGGAGGAAAGGAGCUCACCGAAGCAUUCAAAAUCACAUCAAGGGCACUCCGCGGCAGCAAAUUCAGAAUUUGGCGAAAAGACUUCUGGGAUUCCGCAAAGCCUUCCAAGCUCGAAAGCCAAGGUAUUAUCGUUCCUUGGACAGACAAGACCGUUGCGAAGGUCGCGACAACUCUUCAAGCAUGCGAUAUCUUCAUCUACUUCCCAAUCUGGUAUAUGAACGAUGGAGGUAUCGGCUCUGUUCAGUCAAAUCAAGGUGGAUCCAUGAUAACAAAUGGAGUUCCUAAUGACGUGUUGAACAACUUCAACGCCUUGACAAUCAUCUUUACGAUUCCUCUUCUGACCUACGUGAUAUACCCAACUCUCCGACGCUAUAAGAUAACCCCUGGCCCAAUCACCCGAAUCACCUUCGGCUUCUUCCUGGCCACACUUUCCGGCCUUGCAGGAACAUUGACGCAAUGGAAGGUCUAUGAGCUCUCGCCCUGUGGAUACCAAGCCUCCACCUGCGACGAAGUGGCGCCGAUUAGUAUUUGGUGGCAACUUGCGACGACCAUCCUAGCCGCUCUGAGUGAAUGUUUCGCGGCCGUGACUGCGUAUGAGGUUGCCUAUGCACGAUCGCCAAAGAGCAUGAAGAGUUUGGUUGUGGCUGUUUUCCUGUUCAUGAAUGCUUUGAGUAGUGCUCUCGGAGAGAUCCUUAUCCCAGUGACGAAGGAUCCGUAUCUCCUAUGGCUUUGGGGUGCCCCUGCAGUGGCUCUAGCGCUGCAGUCGGUCAUCUUCUGGUUCAGGUUCAAACAUUUGAAUCAUGAAACUUUCAAUGCGGGGGAUGAACUUGAUGAGGAAGAUGAGCAGGAGCAGGAGCAAAGGGCUGCGCUGAAAGUUUGA
Molecule: messenger RNA, 1782 nt
Organism: Penicillium manginii
Lineage: Eukaryota; Fungi; Ascomycota; Eurotiomycetes; Eurotiales; Aspergillaceae
Exons: 3
Coding region: 1-1782 (593 amino acids)
Biological process (GO): transmembrane transport
Cellular component (GO): membrane
Molecular function (GO): dipeptide transmembrane transporter activity
Source: RefSeq, a predicted model, not a curated record